Messenger RNA from Mesorhabditis spiculigera, 516 nucleotides. Lineage: Eukaryota; Metazoa; Nematoda; Chromadorea; Rhabditida; Rhabditidae. The record is from the annotation of a GenBank genome assembly.
AUGAGGGUUGUCGUCGCCUUGAUGCUCGCACAAUCUGUGCUCGCCUUCGACAUACAAUCGCUGCUGGGGAGAAGCCGGGAAAGCGCCGCUAGUGCACCCUCCCCGCUCUCCAUGCUGAGCCUGCUAGGAGCGAUGGCGGGCGGGGGUUCAUCGCGCGCAGACGACGAUUUCGGGAUCUUUGGUCCACCCCCGACCACUACAACGACAACCCAAUCCCCAGACCAGCGCAACCAAAACAAGGUCAUGCUACUGAUGAAGAAGCUGCUCGAGAUCUUCGAGAAGCUCAGCGUCAGCCUGGAUGAUAACAAAACCAUGGGCGCUACACUAAAGGAGCACGAGCCAGAGGUUGUACGCCUCAUGAAGUGGGCCGUGCUGAUGUCGGUGAAACGCGCUGCCGACAGAAUCGUGCACGGCGAAUGGCCGUCACGACUUGAAGACGUUCAGAUCGACUUCGAGCUGCCUGCCAAGGAUUCGAAUGGCUAUUGUGGGUGCAUGGACGUCACUUCGGUUGAGCGU